Messenger RNA from Cucurbita pepo subsp. pepo (vegetable marrow), 1952 nucleotides. Lineage: Eukaryota; Viridiplantae; Streptophyta; Magnoliopsida; Cucurbitales; Cucurbitaceae. The record is from RefSeq and is a predicted model, not a curated record.
GACUUGCCACUGCUCCCCACCAAUUGCUUGGCGCCUUUCUGUCCACGCCACGAAUCCCUUUCCAUGAAAUGAAAAUUGCUUGCAGCUUGCAAUUUCCCACAAAUCAAUGAAAUCAUAUAUAUAUAUAUAUAUAUAUAUCUGUUUUUCUUAUGCGUUUUACAAAACCCAAUUCGUCUUCCACUUCGAUUUCAUUCUGAUCACCAAACUAUCUGUAGCCGCCUCAAUUUUCUUUCGCAUUCAUUCAAAUUCGUCGACCCAUCUUCCCACAAUUUUUGAGCCUUCAACAGCGAAAAAGUCUUAUUAGACGCAUUCUUCUUUGAAAAUUUGCAUUUCCCAGUUCGCAAUACUUCUUAAUAUUGGGAAGAACGGAAAUUAGUACGGUGUUCUUCUUCAACCCAGUUGCGUAGAGGAAGAUAUGGUGGGCUUGAAGCCUAAUUUACCCUCUUGGACGAGUUGCUCAUCCACCCGGGUUGAUUUUGAGGGAAACGUUUCUUCUCUAUCGGAUUCCAUGUUGAGAGGCGGCAAAGAAGGCCACUCGGAGCAGCCGCGCCGUUCUAAUACUCUCUCUGAUGCCAAUUUGAGCUUUGGAGAAAGAUCCCUUUCCGCCGCUGCCGCCGCCGUUGUUUCUGCCAUUCUCGUUAAUCCCCUUGACAUUGCCAAAACAAGGUUGCAAGCACAAGCUGCUGGAGUCCCAUAUGAAGGGCCCUGUCGGAUGACAAGUUUAGAAAGGAAUACGGUGAUUCCUAAUUUGAGAUGUUCAUCAGUAUCCAGCUCACGUUCUCUCGUUGGCCUCGAACCUAAUUGUUCGCUGGAGUGUAACCGGUAUACAGGAACGUUCGAUGUGUUCAACAAGGUUAUUCGUCAGGAAGGCUUUGGGAGGCUGUGGCGAGGCACAUAUGCAAGCUUAACUCUGGCUGUGCCAACCGUGAGUAUUUAUUUUAAGCUGAGAUGUAUGACCAAGGAUUACAUUGUUUAUGAUUUUUUGCUUCCUGCUGCCUACCAGGUGGGGAUCUACAUGCCUUGUUAUGAUAUCUUCCGCAAUUUCAUGGAAGAUUUUACUACCAAGAACGCUCCGAACUUGACUCCAUAUGUUCCAUUAGUUGCAGGAUCAGCUGCCCGCUCAUUAGCUGUUAUAUCAUGUUACCCUGUUGAACUUGCACGGACGCGAAUGCAGGCGUUUAGGGAAAAACAAACUGGCACUAAGCCUCCAGGGGUGUGGAAGACGUUGGUUGAGGUCGUCAACCCUAUUAGGGGUAAUCGCCUCCAAGAUUUACAGAACUAUCGUUUCUUAUGGACUGGCCUUGGCGCACAACUUGCUCGAGAUGUCCCGUUUUCUGCCAUCUGCUGGGCAGCACUUGAGCCUUCAAGGAGGAAAAUUCUAAGCCUAGUUGGAGAGGACGCCAAUGUAUCAAGUGUGCUUGGUGCAAAUUUCUCUGCUGGCUUCAUUGCUGGAAGUCUUGCAGCUGCUGCAACAUGUCCACUGGAUGUUGCUAAAACCCGAAGGCAAAUCGAGAGAGAUUCUGAAAAGGCAUUAAAGAUGACUACAAGAACAACUCUGGCAGAAAUUUGGAGGGAUGGAGGAAUCAAAGGAAUGUUUACUGGAAUUGGUCCCCGGGUUGGUCGUGCCGGUCCCUCUGUCGGGAUAGUCGUCUCCUUCUACGAAGUUAUGAAGUAUGCUCUGUAUCACAGACACCCAAAAGAAAGGAUGACUGAAUAGAAGGAGUGUCACUUGGAAUGUGCCGUCCCUAUGUAUGUAAGCUCAAGAAAUCUCCUCUCCACAGAUUCUUUUGGCCAAAGACCUUUGGAUGGUUAAGACAGCAACUUCUAAUGAAACAAAAAUCUCCCCUAUUGUGAGACCUCUCAUGUCCAGUUUUUCACCCAACGAUUUGUUCAAACACGAGAUUAGAUGUACAUGAACUUUGAAUUAAAUAAAAAUUUACUAUUUUGUCUUA